Molecule: messenger RNA, 2709 nt
Organism: Dioscorea cayenensis subsp. rotundata (Guinea yam)
Lineage: Eukaryota; Viridiplantae; Streptophyta; Magnoliopsida; Dioscoreales; Dioscoreaceae
Product: anaphase-promoting complex subunit 4
Exons: 19
Coding region: 83-2422 (779 amino acids)
Biological process (GO): anaphase-promoting complex-dependent catabolic process; positive regulation of mitotic metaphase/anaphase transition; protein K11-linked ubiquitination
Cellular component (GO): nuclear periphery; anaphase-promoting complex
Molecular function (GO): protein binding
Source: RefSeq, a predicted model, not a curated record
UUAAUAAUCAAACGCAGUUCAAAUUCCCGCUCGCAGCCGCAGCCGAGGGUUUCUCUUUGGUUCCCAGUUCUUCGAUCGAGGAAUGGAGGUGGCCGAGACCACGGGAUCGAUCCCGUUUCAGCUCCAGUUCGAUAAGCCCAUCGCCUUCCAGGUCAAGAUGGCGGAGUGGAAUCCGGAGAAGGAUCUGCUUGCCAUGGUCACCGACGACUCCAAGGUCCUUCUUCAUCGGUUCAACUGGCAGCGGCUCUGGACUGUUUCUCCAGGGAAAUCUGUUACAUCUCUUUGUUGGCGACCUGAUGGCAAAGCAAUAGCAUUUGGUCUUGAAGAUGGUUCCAUUUCACUAUAUGAUGUUGAAAAUGGUAAAUUGUUAAGAAGCGUCAAAUCACACAGUGCGGCUGUUAUAUGUCUUAACUGGGAGGAGGAUGCACAACUGGAUAGUAAUAAUACAGUCUAUACCUAUGAGGAUCGUACAACACGUUUUUUUCCGCCCCCACCAAGAAUUCCUCAAAUAUCUGGUCUGGGUUCCGGAGAUUCUGGGCUUAUGGAUGAUCUUGAAGAUUCAUUCCAAGAACUAACGACUUCAUCUCAUCAACAUUUUAACAUUCUCUGCAGCGGAGAUAAGGAUGGUUUCAUUUGCUUUAGCAUAUUUGGAAUUUUUCCAAUUGGAAAUAUUAACAUUCAAAGGUUGUCCAUCUGUGGAUCACUUCUGGACAAACAAACCACUUAUCAGCUGCUGAAUGGCUCUAUACAAAAGGUAGCUCUCUCAAAAAAUCUUUGUCAACUGACUGUCAUGAGUUUUGGAGAGUUAGUUGAUGGCAGCUUGUUAGCAGAACGCACAUGCGUGUCCAAGCAUGGAAAUGAGGGUGAAACUCAGAUGUCACUACAUGAAGAAAACUCACCCAUUGGCUUAAAUUGUUUGCUUCUUAAUACCUCAAUAUUUCUUAAUAGACAAAGUGAGCUUCAUCAGGUCGCUCAACAAGCAUCUAGUAUUGAAGAUUUAGUAGAGGUUGUUCGUGCGUCGCUUUCCGUGAUGUCCAAGCAAUGGUCUGAUGCCAUGCACGCCUUUCAUGAAAAAUUUGACUCAUUGUCGUCUUUGAUCAUUGACCAUGGGCUAGAUUCUAGUCCUCCUGAGGAGUUUCUAAGCCUUCUUUAUGGUUCUCGAACAAGUCCAGCACUUCACCAAUUUCUAGUUAACUCACUUGGUGAAGCGGGAAUUAAACGUGUUGCUAAGGCUGUUGAUAGUGCUGGAAAAGAGCUUCAGACUAUCAUAUGUGAACAUCUGCAGCCAGCUGUAGAAAUUAUUGCAUUUAGAAUUGGAGAGUUGAGAGGUCUUUCAAGGUGGAGAACACGAUUCCUGUGUGUUGGACUGGAUGAGGAACUUAUUGGUAGUGCAACUGAGAAGGCUGGAAUGUUGCUUCUACAAGUUGAACGCUUCUUGAGAGUGCUUGCUAUUGUCAUGUAUCAGUUUCAUAAUUUCUUUACAUGGGUUUUAAAAUGUACAAAGAUACUGUUAUCAGAGCCAACUGAUCAAAUUCAGCCACCCAACAGUGAGCUGGUAGUUAUAUUCUUGAAGUUUCUUCUCAACCAUGAUCCAGUUGGACAGCUGUUGGGGCUUUCUGGAGCAAACUGCGAUAUUGAAGUUGAUUUGGAUACAAUGCAGCGAGUUGAACAACUUGUGAUGUUUGGAGGGUUUUCAGAUACUAAACUCUUAACGAGGACCUUGGCUAAAGAGUUUAAUCAGCUUGAACAAUGUCUAAAGGAGGCUUUCCUAAGGCCAUUUGCCGUUAUUUCCGAGAAGAUAAGUUGUGAAGACUUGCUUCCAUUGUACCCUGUUCCAUCUUCACCUGCAUUCUCCUUGUUACAUGCGCCGACAUCAAUAUCCUACUUUAAGGCAUCCCACCAUAGCCUCGUGGAUUAUGUAUGCUUCAGAAUGCCUGAGGAAUCAUUGGAGUUAAUGAAUUAUGUUGGUGUAAUAAGGGGAUUUUCAAAUUACAAAGAUUCAAUUGAGAAUGGAGAAACUGGACCAGAUGGUGUUUUGCUAUGUAUACCAGAUGAAUAUCACUGUGUAGAUGUUGCCCUUUACAAGGAUAAUCAGAUUGUUUUAUUGCUCAAUGAAGCAAUAUCGAGUACAGAAAUCCCUGAAAGAUCUUGGAUGAUGAUGAUAGAAACCAACGGUCUUCCCUUUGAACCUCUUUCCAGAUCUAGAUCUGCUGUUGCAGGCUUCUGGAAGCUACUUGAGUUAAAGGAUUUAGCAGUGAACUUGUCCUUGGAAAUUGGCAAGGUUCGAUGUAUUCCGCACCUUGCAACUGCUCCUCUGGCUUUAAGCGCUUCCAGAGGAGUUGCUUGUGUCUUUGCCUCUAGAAAACAUGCAAUGGUUUAUAUUCUUGACGAGGAUGAGGAUGAAAGUUCUGAUAUGGAAUGAUUCUCAUCUGCUCAUCAUCAUCAACAUAUGAUCUUAUGCCCAACUGAUUGCAUCUCCAGCUUCAACUAUUGAAGCACAAUUGCAAAAUUUCCAUAGCUCCAUAGAGAGAAAUUGUAAAAACUAGUACGAUAUGAGGAGGCAACACAAACUCCACUAAAAAGAUAUGCUAAGAAUGAAAUCUCAUGCUGGGAAAACUCAAAUAUGUCAUUCAUAUUGAGUGAAUUUGGUUUCCUUAAAGCACGUUGGUACCAUGAUAUUCUUUAUGAACAAUGUUUUGUAAUUAUUCA